AUGUACAGGAGUAUAUUAGUGCUGGUGCUGUUGGGACUGUGUCGUGGUCAGUUUGGACGUCCUGAGAACCAGCUACAGGGAACUGAUUUCGAUGGUGAUGGCAAGCAGGACUUAUCCAAACGGUUUCGAGAGAUAUUUGGCAAACCACCAGAUAUUAUAGCUACUACAGCAACGUCUGCAGAAAAAACGCGAGGCGAGAAUUCAGGUAUCGACAACAACACAUUGAAUUGGUUAAUAAAUGUCCUGAGCCCCAAUGAUACGCAGAUAAGCACCGAAAGUUCUGCGAAGACCUCCGUUCCUGUAACACCUACCAUAGACAACUCCACGGAUGGUGAUGGCAAGCAGGACUUAUCCAAACGGUUUCGAGAGAUAUUUGAUAUUAUAGCUACUACAGCAACGCCUGCAGAAAAAACGCGAGGCGAGAAUUCAGGUAUCGACAACAACACAUUGAAUUGGUUAAAAAAUGUCGUGAGCCCCAAUGAUACGCAGAUAAGCACCGAAAGUUCUGCGAAGACCUCCGUUCCUGUAACACCUACCAUAGACAACUCCAAGGAUGGUGAUGGCAAGCAGGACUUAUCCAAACGGUUUCGAGAGAUAUUUGGCAAACCACCAGAUAUUAUAGCUACUACAGCAACGCCUGCAGCAAAAACGCGAGGCGAGAAUUCAGGUAUCGACAACUACACAUUGAAUUGGUUAAAAAAUGUCGUGAGCCCCAACGAUACGCAGAUAAGCACCGAAAGUUCUGCGAAGACCUCCGUUCCUGUUACACCUACCAUAGACAACUCCAAGGGUAAGCUUAUGAACACAUCAGAUUUCCACUAUGAUCCUGAUCUAAAAGGGGACUUUGAAGGUAUCGACAACAACACAUUGAAUUGGUUAAUAAAUGUCGUGAGCCCAAAUGAUACGCAGAUAAGCACCGAAAGUUCUGCGAAGACCUCCGUUCCUGUAACACCUACCAUAGACAACUCCACGGACGCCUCCAAAAGCCUACUCGAGGGUCGGUCACAAUUCGAACAAAUGGAACAAUGUACGACACCCGAGGGAUGUAAGACCGUUGAUUCGCUGAGUAAUACACAAAACUUCAGUACAUUAAAGUUAGAUGACGCCGGUGAAUUCCAAAUGAAGCAGUACGAAACUUGCGGACGGCGAAAUCCUUCUGGCUUCGACACCCGCAUCAUGUCUGACUCCGAUGAGACGCACUUCGGUGAAUUUCCUUGGAUGAUCGGUGUGCUCCAGGCUAUACCCUAUGACGAGAGUGAACCAAACGGCAAGAAAAUAUUGGCGUACACCUGCGGAGGUUCCCUCAUACACCCUCGUGUAGUGAUGACCACCGCUCAUCAUAUUGACAAGAACAUGACCCUCAAGAUCCGGGCUGGCGAAUGGGACAUAAGCAGUAAGACGGAACUUUAUCCACACCAAGACAGAAACGUCGAUAAAGUUAUCAUUCAUGAAAUGUACAACAACACUAGAGGGAAUUUGCAUUACGAUAUUGCACUACUAAUUCUGGACAAACCGGUGAAACUUCAACCUCACAUCAGUACGAUCUGCUUGCCACCACCAAUGAUGAGACCGCCGGCUGGGACUCGAUGCUUGUCCUCUGGAUGGGGGAAGAAGAAGUUUGGUCAAGGAGAGAAGCUGCAAUUUAUUCUAAAAAAGGUAGAACUGCCAGUAGUGGACCGGAAAAUAUGUCAAGAUAUAUUCCGUACUACUCGCCUUGGGCCAUUCUUUAAUUUGCAUCAGAGUUUCAUGUGUGCUGGUGGGGAGUUCGGGAGAGACACGUGCAAAGGCGACGGAGGCUCACCACUUGCCUGCCCCGUACCGUUUCAGGACAACCGUUACAUGGUGAAUGGCAUGGUGGCUUGGGGCCUGGGCUGCGGGAACCCUUACCCAGCAGUGUAUGUGGACGUGGGCUUCCUGCGCGACUGGAUCGAUGUGAAGAUGAAAGCAGAAGGUUUCGAAACUGACACUUAUACUCAGGAAGUGAUUGUUCAAAUAUCAAAACACACGUGCAAUAAAAAGAUGUACAGGAGUCUAUUAGUGCUGGUGCUGUUGGGACUGUGUCGUGGUCAGUUUGGACGUCCUAAGAACCAGCUACAAGAAACUGAUUUCGACGCCUCCAAAAGCCUACUCGAGAAUCAGACGCAAUUCGAACAAAUGGGACAAUGUAUGACACCUGAGGGAUGUAAGACCUUUGAUUCGCUGAGUUAUACACAAAAAUUCAGUACAUCAAAGCUAGAUGACGCUGGUGAAUUCCCAAAGAAGCAGAACGAAACUUGCGGACGGCGAAAUCCUUCUGGCUUCGACACCCGCAUCGUGUCUGACUCCGAUGCGACGCACUUCGGUGAAUUCCCUUGGAUGAUCGGUGUGCUCCAGGCUAUACCCUAUGACGAGAGUGAACCAAACGGCAAGAAAAUAUUGGCGUACACCUGCGGAGGUUCCCUCAUACACCCUCGUGUAGUGAUGACCACCGCUCAUCAUAUUGACAAGAACAUGACCCUCAAGAUCCGGGCUGGCGAAUGGGACAUAAGCAGUAAGACGGAACUUUAUCCACACCAAGACAGAAACGUCGAUAAAGUUAUCAUUCAUGAAAUGUACAGCAACACUAGAGGGAAUUUGCAUUACGAUAUUGCACUACUAAUUCUGGACAAACCGGUGAAACUUCAACCUCACAUCAGUACGAUCUGCUUGCCACCACCAAUGCUGAGACCGCCGGCUGGGACUCGAUGCUUGUCCUCUGGGUGGGGGAAGAAGAAGUUUGGACAAGGGGAGACGCUGCAAGUUAUUCUUAAAAAGGUAGAACUGCCAGUAGUGGACCGGAAAAUAUGUCAAGAUAUAUUCCGUACUACUCGCCUUGGGCCAUUCUUCAAUAUGCAUCAGAGUUUCAUGUGUGCUGGCGGGGAGCUCGGGAGAGAUACGUGCAAAGGCGACGGAGGCUCACCACUUGCCUGCCCCGUACCAUUACAGGACAACCGUUACAUGGCGAACGGCAUGGUGGCUUGGGGCCUGGGCUGCGGGGACUCUUACCCUGCAGUGUAUGUGGACGUGGGCUUCCUGCGCAAUUGGAUCGAUGAGAAGAUGAAAGCAGAAGGUUUCGAAACUGACACUUAUACGUAUUGA
Parnassius apollo (apollo) is the source of this 3117-nucleotide messenger RNA. The record is from the annotation of a GenBank genome assembly. Lineage: Eukaryota; Metazoa; Arthropoda; Insecta; Lepidoptera; Papilionidae.